GCAGGCAGGUGCUGGCUCGCAAAUGUGCUUUCGGAGGACGCCAUGCAUCCUGGCGCCCCAAGGCGCGACCUUCCAGAACCAACCGCUGGCUGUCUCCUGGGCUGACUGGCAGCCUGGCCGGCCCGGCACGAGGCAGCCGCCGGCCACUCGGCGUCCAUUUUGGAGGUCUGGCCCCCCUCAAAAGCUGCAAGGCAAAUUCAAAUAUUGCAACACGAUUGCCACUGACUCCUUCUGCAGGGGCAAACGUUUUGCAUGAAAACGCAUCCACUCAGUCCAAAGUACAAACAGCGCAGGGGAAAGGCAAAAAACGCAUCCACUCGGUCGGUCCCAAGGACAAAAGAAAGGCAUAAAAGCUCCUCAUUUGCCGCUUGAGGCACCUGUGCUUUCGUUCACUUUCUCUUGCGGCCCAACACAGCCAGAGAGACCAAAAGAAAGACGUGUAGGCAGAGCGAGAGGGGAGGGAGGGGCGAGCGAGCGAGUGAGGAGGUAACCGGAAGCUGCUGUGGCACUCAUUCGAGUUUAGCUUGCACGUGCGGCAGGAGCCUGUCCACCGUCGUGAGGAUCCUCGCCCUUGAUGCAUGUCUUGAUGUCUCGGCGGACGUGCGUGUUGCUGUUGUUGGCUUGCGGCUGCGUUACGCCGCGUGCGGAAACUUCCAGCUGCUCGGCGACCUUCCAGCAGCCUGAAGGUUACAUCGACUCGUCAAAGGCGCUUCCCCCAGCUGGCCAUGUGCGCUGCACGUACACCAUCAGCGUCUACGCGGGCUACGGCGUGGAGCUGCAGGUAAAGAGCGUCAACUUGUCGGACGGCGAGCUGCUGUCCAUCCGGGGUGUGGCCGAGGGCGGGGCCUGGCUGCUGCUGGCCAAUCAGACCCUGCUGGUGGAGGGCCAAGUCAUCCGCAGCCCCAGCAACACGCUCGCCGUCUUCUUCAGCUCGCCGCGCGACGCCGUCGGCUCCUUCCUGCUGCACUACCAGAUCUUCCGCCUGAGUUGCUUACUCCCCAAGCGGCCCCACUUUGGGGAAGUGUCCGUGUUGGACCUGUUGCCCGGCGGCACCGCCCGCUUCCACUGCCACAUGGGCUACCACCUGCAGGGGCAAGCGCUGCUCACCUGCGUCAACGCCUCACGGCCGGCAUGGAGCGGCAAGGAGCCCUCCUGCAGAGCUCUCUGCGGUGGAACGGUGAAGAACGCCACCCUGGGCCGGGUGCUGUCCCCCUCGCCCCGCCACGGGCCCGAUCCCAGGCGGGACCGCACGUGCUCCUGGUCCCUGGAGGCCGCAGGGGAGCAGCAGCUGCACCUGCACCUGGAGCGCCUCCUGCUGGGACCCGCCGACAGACUGGUUCUGCGGAGCGGCCUGGAUGCCGCUUCCCCGGUGCUCUUCGACUCGGGUCGGAGCUCGCGCGUCCCCUAUGAGGGGCUGAUCAGCGAGGGUCCUGCCGUGAGGAUCCAGUUCUUCACAGAGCGGCCCGACCAGAACACGGGCGUAUUCGACAUCCGUUACGAAGCCUUCGAGCGAGGUCGCUGCUAUGAGCCCUACCUCCAGAAUGGCAACUUCACCACAUCGGACCCCCUGUACGGCGUGGGCGCCGUGGUCCAGUUCGCUUGCGACCCGGGUCACGCCCUAGAACAGGGACCGCCCGUCAUCGAGUGCAUCGGUGCCAGAGACCCUUACUGGAACGACACGGAACCGCUUUGCAAAGCGCAAUGCGGCGGCGACCUGAGCGGACCGGGCGGCGUCAUCUUGUCGCCCAACUGGCCCGAGUGGUACGGCGAGGGCGAGGAGUGCGCGUGGAACAUCCACGUUGGAGAAGACAAGCGGGUGCUCGUCGACGUGCAGCUUCUCAACAUCAGCCAAGGGGACUCGCUGACGGUGACGGAUGGCGACGAGGGCGCCGCCCGCCUGCUGGGCCGCUACUCGGGGGGUCGCGCUCCCUUCAAGCUCUUCUCCGCCACCCCCGACCUGAGCGUCACCUUCCGCUCAGGACCGGCGCUGGGCAAAGGGGAGGGCUUCAUCAUUAACUAUAUGGAGGUCUCCCGCAACGACUCGUGCGCUGACCUGCCCGAGAUCCAAAACGGCUGGAGGACACGCGCGGACGGCGCCGCGCGACGCGGCUCCCGCGUCACCUACCGUUGCGACCCGGGAUACGACCUGCAGGGCGGCGCCACCCUCACGUGCCAGCCGGACCUCUCGUGGAGCACGCGGCCGCCAUCUUGUCAAAAGAUCAUGUACUGUUCAGACCCAGGUCAGGUGGAGCACGCCUCUCGCUCCCUGUCGGACACCAAGCUGUUGGUGGGGACCACCGUCCGCUACCGCUGCAGUCCCGGCUACAUCCUGCAGGGCGGCGCCACCAUCACCUGCUACGGCCGUGAGCCGGGCACGCCCGUGUGGACUUCGCAACUCCCGCGAUGCGCCCCCGAGUACUCGCUGACGUGCGCUGACCCCGGCGUCCCCGACAACGGUUACUCGCUGACAACAUCCAAGCGCGUAUUCCUGCCCGGGGAGACGCUGACCUUCGCCUGUUACCGCGGCUACCAGCUGGUUGGGGACGACGCUGUGGAGUGCGUCCAGGGAACCCCCUCCUACUGGAGCGGACCGCUACCCAUCUGCAGGGGUGAGCCUCCCUGCCUCGCCAACCACGCUUUGGAAGUGUCACAUGCCGGCGGCGCGGCAGUGGAUGGCGCAAGUUUGGCGUUGGCUGCCUUAGUCCUGCUUCUGCUGAUGUCGGCGCUCCUGGGAGGCAUUUAUGCGCUGGCCACUCGGUGUCGCCCCGGCUCGGACCUGGGUCUGCCCCUGAUGUACCCGCACCGUUACCGGCAGAUCGUGGCGGAGGGCGAGUUUGACGGCGCCAUCUACGAGGCGGGCGGCGCGUUGACCGUAGGGUUGGCGAUUCCGACCCAGCUCUGUCCGAGUCCCGUGUGGCACCUUGCCUCCAGUGCUGCUCACACUGGGUAUGAAUGAUGCAGCCGGCUAACCCUAACCCUCUGUCAGCCUGCCACCACCAGAGUGACUCUCACGAGUAUGAAGUGUCCAUUUGAAGAGCGCUGCAAUCGCGUUGGCGGGGUCGUGACCACGCUUCCGGAUUCUCAUCAUUUUCACUUGAUGACCUGCAGGUGUUGUUGUUGUGUUUUUGUGCCGCCC
Messenger RNA from Syngnathus acus (greater pipefish), 3136 nucleotides. RefSeq names its product seizure 6-like protein. The record is from RefSeq and is a predicted model, not a curated record. Lineage: Eukaryota; Metazoa; Chordata; Actinopteri; Syngnathiformes; Syngnathidae. Gene Ontology annotation, cellular component: neuronal cell body; endoplasmic reticulum. Gene Ontology annotation, biological process: synapse maturation. The coding region runs from base 575 to 2956 and encodes 793 amino acids. The transcript is spliced from 17 exons.